AUGAUAUCGCGCUCACCGGCUCCAUCCCCUUCAAAGACCGUCGACCCCCUCAGGCGCUGCGACUUCUGCAAAAAGCCGCCCAAGCCCGACAAACCACUGCGCCGCUGCGCCGGCUGCUGCCGUGUUAAGCCAUUCUACUGCUCCAAGGAGUGCCAGAAGGCCCAUUGGCCCAUGCACAAAGUCGGCUGCAACAACGGCCCUCUGGCCCAGCCUGCAGCGCCUGGCGAAGAGGUUGACAACAGCCUCGUCACCCGCCUGCGCACCUUCAUGGACGCGCACGAAUGGGCUCUAGGCGCCGCAGCCGGUGCCGUCGCGCUCCUCGCCUACGGCCAGGACUACGGCCGCCACCUUGAGACGAGCAUGGUCGAAUUCACCCUCGCCAACGUCCCGCCCGCUCCCGGGACACGCCGGGACCCCGUGCGCGCGUUCAAGAUGCUCGGGAUCGGCGUCCUCGACGUCGCACCCGGCGCGCGGUCCCAGCCCGAGAGGAAGAUACAUGCGCUUCCCGGGGCUGAGGCGCCGCGUAUGCUCCGCGUCCUGCGCGAGUUCCGCGUCGCGGAGAAGGAGGACGUGCUCAUCGUCUCCACGUGCUUCUUCGUCGAGGGCGAGUCGCAGUCGCUGAUGCGCUCGUUCAUGCGCCUCGGCGUCCCGCGCGUCUGGCCGAGCUCGGAGGGCGAGGGAGGGUUCGACCAGGCGCGCACAGCGAUGGAGGACCUCACGCGCUUGUGCAUCACGAGCUUGAACGAGGGACCGUGCUUCCGGAGGGAGAUCUCGGCGGACGCGGGGCUAGCUCUCCCAGGAACUUUUCAGCGCAGGGAGAAGGCGUGGGUGUGGCGGCCGUUGUUCACAGAUUGGGAGGAGUACGAAGCGAACCCGGAGAAGUACGGACCAAUGGCGGCCUUCCGGGACGUUCGUUCGGGAUACUCUCCCAAAGAGCUCAUGAUAUUUACCUUUUUGUUCUGA
Epithele typhae is the source of this 963-nucleotide messenger RNA. RefSeq lists its product as uncharacterized. The record is from RefSeq and is a predicted model, not a curated record. The transcript is spliced from 3 exons. Lineage: Eukaryota; Fungi; Basidiomycota; Agaricomycetes; Polyporales; Epitheliaceae. The coding region runs from base 1 to 963 and encodes 320 amino acids.